ACUGACGGGAGCGGAGUUGAUUUGGGUGUUGGUGUACAUUUGUGUUUAUUUCUGCCAGUGCCGGUUGUAAUGCGUAAAUUAUUUUUGCAUAAAGCCUGGUUUACUUGAGUUUCUGAGAUUUAUAUGCUUCGGAAGCGCUGAAAAGUAGAGAAGCAUGGCGGAUCGCAAAGCAGAACUUGAAAGGAAGAAGGCAAAAUUGCAGGCCCUUCGUGAAGAGAAAGAAAGACGUCGAAUUGAAAAAGCACAGAAAGAUGCCGAGGAGGUUGCAAUUAGAGCUGUCAGUUCUGAAAAGGAUCAGCGGAAGGAACUGGACCAAAUGUUAAGCUCACUGGGUGUGGCACCGGUUUCAGAUGUCCUUUCGAGCCUUUCCAGUCUGUCAAGUCUGACACCAGAACAGAGUGCAAAUGGCACUCCUGACUCCAGCCUGCAGCUACAUACAGCACCUCCUGCUGCCUCAAACAAGCGACGAGCCAGUCAGCUGAGUGUUGUCAGUGUGCAAAGUACCAAUAUUCCUCCACGUGAAAUGGUCACAUAUGCCAAGCAGACACAGACUGUUUCCUCAGGCCAUGAAAGGGACGGAUCAUCUUCAUCUUCUUCCCCCCUCAAAGGCUACUUCGAAGACUGGUGGAGGCCACGCAAAGCUCACGCAUUCGACUAUUACGACGAGUACAAUCUAAAUCCUGGUUUAGAGUGGGAAGACGAGUUUACAGCGGAAGAUGAGGAGAGCUCUCUGCCACAUUUGGACGGCUUCCAGAGCAAACUGCCACCAGGCAUUCUUCCCCAUGGCCUGCCACAGGUGAAGGAAGUACAGCCAGCCCUCACAUCAUUGGAAAAUGCACCUCCUAAACAGGAACCUGCCAAACAAGUGCGAGAAUUGUCUGAAGAGGAGAAGCAGAUGACAAUCCUUACUGAAGAGUUCCAGAGGUUUCUGGAUCGUGCCGGCCGUUUGAUGGAGCGAGCUGUAUCUGAAAGUGUCGACAUCUACACAGACUACACUGGAGUAGCGGACGGCGAUGAAGCAGGGGAUGAGAAGUCUGGCCUGCGAUUAUCAUUGAACCGUUGCUUCUAUGAUGAUCGUUGGUCACGUAAUCGCUGUUUGACUUCACUGGAUUGGUCACCUCAAUACCCAGAACUUCUAGUAGCUAGCUACCAUAACAAUGAAGAUUCACCCAAUGAUCCGGAUGGUGUGUGCCUAAUUUGGAACACAAAGUUUAAGAAGACAACCCCAGAAUACAUUUUCCAUUGCCAAUCUCCAGUUCUGGCUGCAACAUUUGCUAGGUUCCAUCCCAAUCUGGUGCUUGGCGGAACAUAUUCAGGACAGAUUGUCCUGUGGGAUAACCGUGUGCAGAAGAGGACCCCAAUACAGCGCACGCCUCUGUCAACAUCAGCGCACACUCAUCCUGUGUAUUGCCUAAGUGUGGUUGGGACCCAGAAUGCACAUAACUUGAUAAGCGUGUCUACGGAUGGGAGACUGUGUUCAUGGAGUCUGGAUAUGCUUUCCCAGCCACAGGAGACUCUAGAGUUGCAGCACAAGCAAGGCAAACCCAUAGCAGUGACAUGUCUUGCUUUUCCACAUGGUGACGUCAACAACUUCAUCGUAGGAAGUGAAGAAGGGUCUGUGUACACAGCGUGCCGCCACGGUAGCAAGGCUGGCGUAACGGAGACAUACGAGGGACAUCAGGGCCCAGUGACUGGAAUCUCUGCCCAUUCAGUUCAGGGAGCAAUUGACUUCUCCCAUCUUUUCCUAACAUCAUCAUUUGAUUGGACUGUGAAGUUAUGGAGUGUGAAGGAGAACCGACCCCUGUACUCAUUCGAAGACAAUGGAGACUACGUGUAUGACGUAGCUUGGUCACCUGUUCACCCUGCGCUCUUUGCUACUGUGGAUGGUACUGGACGUCUUGAUCUUUGGGACUUGAACCAGGAUACAGAGGUACCCACAGCCAGUGCCCUGGUGGAGGGUGCACCUGCACUCAACAGGGUAUCCUGGACACCGUCAGGGCUUCACGUGACAGUCGGUGAUGAUAUGGGGAAGAUAUGGGUGUACGAUGUGGGAGAGCAACUGUCACAGCCACGAAUUGAUGAUUGGAGCAAGUUUGUAUACACACUGCAAGAGCUGAAGAACAACCAAGCAGAUGAAGAGAUUGACAAAUUGAACCUGAGCUCCUCGGGCCCAUCUAGCCUUGGAAAUUUAGCGUCUCUCUCUCCCAACCCAUUGCGUUAGGAUUUUACGUUCUCAUACCUGCAUGGAGUUAGUACUGUAUUCUGUCAUUACCACUAAAAGAGCUGUAAUCCUCUUUUGGGUUCAUGUUUAGUAUUCCAAUCGUUGCUGUACAGAUUGAAGACACUUUCUGAAAUGUGGUCAAUUGCCAUUUUGUAAGCCGCUGUUUGCCUUAAAGAAUGUUAGUGGCUUCAUGGUUGCAACUUCUGGCUGCAUUCCAACGGUAUCCAGCUGCUUUUCUUUGUGUCAAUUCGAUGAAGCUUCUAGUGACCACAGUCAUGUUAAAGACAAGCUCGUUAACCAGUGGAGAAUUACUUUUUGCUUAUUGUAUUAUUUCCAGUAAUUGACUCAGUGAAGUUUAAAAGGAACUUUGUUGUGGCUUCAUUUUGACAUAUGUAAAUUAAAUUGCUUGUAAGUAAUUGUGUUCUCAGUAUAAAAUAAUUUAUUGCUAGAAUUGGUUUUAAUUAUGGUGCUGUUAUGUUACAACUUUAUGAUUCAGUAAUUUGUACAAUAAAAUAUGGAAGGAAAGUAUUUAUAAUCGUAAAUGGCA
This is a messenger RNA of Cryptotermes secundus, 2768 nucleotides long. It is a transcript of the gene sw, whose product is annotated as cytoplasmic dynein 1 intermediate chain. Gene Ontology annotation, cellular component: cytoplasmic dynein complex. Gene Ontology annotation, molecular function: dynein light chain binding; dynein heavy chain binding. The record is from RefSeq and is a predicted model, not a curated record. Bases 155 to 2221 code for a protein of 688 amino acids. NCBI's taxonomy places the organism in Eukaryota, Metazoa, Arthropoda, Insecta, Blattodea, Kalotermitidae. The transcript has 15 exons. Gene Ontology annotation, biological process: transport along microtubule.